CUUUCAGAAUCGUGAAAAUGGCUUCUGACGAAGGUAACCCAAACGGCACUUUGAUAAUCGAUGGAAGCGUUAUGGAAGGGGUAUUGUAAAGUAUUUCAUCCAAGAGAUAUUAAAAAACACGAAUAGUUGAAUAAGUUUUCGCUUUUUCCACAUAGGGAGGUCAAAUCCUUCGGAAUGCAGUCAGCUUCGCAUGCCUGUUGAAUUCUGCAGUUUGUGUUCAGAAUAUCAGAGCUGGAAGGUCUGCACCAGGAUUGAGAGCUCAACAUAUGACCGGUACUUUUCGCACUACAUUUCGAGCAAAUUAAAGAGGCGAUUCUCGCAGGUGCAACUUUGCAAUUUAUAAAUUGUAGGAGAGAGGCCUAAAAAGUUCAGGCUUCGACGGGAUUCGAGCCUGUGCCUCCUACUAGACACUACUAACAUACAGCCGAGCCACGGAGCCACAUAUUGGGUCCUGAAUUUUCCAGGCUUCGUUUGCCACCCAGAAAGUUGGCAGUUUGAGAUGGCGAGUGUUUCACUGCACGUGAGCUAGCUUCACUCGCAAGAAGCUCCAAACUUCGCAUAUUUCAAAGUCAGAGACGUUCUUGAAAUAACUUUUCCUUUAAAUCGACUUCUUUUCUAUAUAAAAACAUUUAAAAAGGACAAAGAUUCAACAAAGAUUCUCGUAUGGAAUAAGCCAACAAAAUAUUGAUUAAAAUUGGUAAUUAUUCUUUAACCCUUUAACUCCCAAGAUCUGAUUGAAUUGUUAAUUCUCCCCUCUAGCUUCUACACAUGCCCUUGUAAAUUAGUUACAAGAAUUUGGUUGGCAUAGAUCAAGAUAACUUCUACCUGAUAAGUUUGAGUAUUCUCAUUACCUGUUUGUUGGAUAAUAUAUGGAUAUUAUGGUGAGAAGAUACAUGUUAAUCACUUCUGGCAGUCUAGGGCUAAACCUCCUUUAAGAGGUUUUGGGUCACAGUUAGUGUCAUGACUAUUUACCAACAGUCAGCACUUGAAAAUUUCUGCUCAAGGAUUUGGGGCUAAUGCUGUCAUUAAUUCAUGAUUUUAAGGACUGCAACUGGUGCGAGAUGUUACUUCUGGUAAACUUGAAGGUGACAAAAUUGGUUCCACUUCGAUCUCUCUUCAUCCAGGCAGUAUUGGUUCUGGGAUAUUUUUAGCAGAUACUCAUACAGCUGGGUGAGAUAUGUUAGAAUAAUUGCAUGACAAGUCUUCUGCAAUAUGGAGUUUUGUAAGAAGGAUGAGAAAGAUGGUAAGUUUUAAGCUUGAUGAAGAAAUACAGAAAGAUGCUUUUCAUUUUGCCAUGUUUCUUUACCAAGCUUAUAACUCACCACCUUUCUAAUUCUAUUUACAAAACAUGACGCUAUCAACGUUAAUGAUCCUAGCAGUAAGCAGGAUGUGUAUCAUAUAUGACCUUUGUAAUGGGCCAUGCCCACCAUAGAGUCUCACUGGCUCAGUGAUAGAGCAUCAGAGCAUGGAAUCUGAAGAUCUGAGGGUUGGUUCCUCAUAGAGACUCAGAAUUUUUUAUUUUUCUUAUGCUGGUGACAAGAUGAAAAAAAUCUUUCCCUAUUCUCAAGUUUGUAUAUUUAACCAGAUAAUAACAUUAGGGAAAAUGAAAAAAAGUAAAGUCUGUCUUCAAACCAAGUGGCCCAUCCAGCCAUAGUUUAUCUUGAAUUCUACAGCCCAGGAGUAAAAGUACUCCUCCCUGAAUGGGAUGCUAGUCCAUCACAUUGUGACCCCCUCAGCAUUUUAUCAGGCUCCCUUGAUAAUUUGCUUGUACUCAUUUUUACUCCUGGGUAAAGAGAGGAACUGUAUAACAACCUUUUAAACCCCGAAGAGUGACCAGUAACUAAUCUCUCCUAUCAGCAUCACCCUUAAAAUAAUAAAAUAUACAUUGAGGUCAUGAGAAUAAGGAAAGGAUCACCAACUUAAAGAGCUCUUGAUUGUUAAAUAAAUUCUUUAUGUUGGCAUCAUAGGAAAUGUUCAGAAAACAGUAUGGAGAAUAUGGAAUAUUUAUCAUAGGAAUUAAGAGCCCCAAAGUAUGGAACUCAACGGGUGAAAAUUUGAAAACCUCCUCUAUUUCAAACUUCAAGGAAUCAGUUAAAAAGAAAUUUUGUCAAAGAUUAUUACUUAUAGAGUUAAUUUAGAGUUAUUGUAUUAUUAUUGGCAGUUGUGUUGUUUCCCAAAUUACCUCUAAAUUAGUCUUUGUUAAAUUCUGUCAUCUUUUCAAGUUCUUGUGUAUUUUUCCCCAAAUUAGAAUUAGAAUUUAGUUAGAGUGAGAACCUAUUUUCUUCCUAGGGUGACCUUUAUUGAUCCUUUAAUUUUUUGUUUUAUUUUCCCUCUGUAAUCAUUGUUUGGUCCUGUCACCAAAGGCAUCAGUGAGAGGGAAAAUGUAGCUGAUGCAUUGUGUGACAACACCAAAGAAAAGCUGAAAAAGAGACUUGUAAGAGUCGGUGUGAUUUCAGUUUAUUUGUUGUGUCAGUAAGUUAUUUUUCUCAUCCUACAGGAGUGUUUCUCUGCUUAUGCAGUUGGCUCUUCCUUGCCUUCUAUAUGCUCCUGAGACAUCAAAGUUAAUACUUAAAGGAGGAACAAAUGCAGAAAUGGCCCCACCUAUUGAUUACAUGACAGAUGUAAGUGCUGAGGCAACUGUAUUUUUUUUAACUUUUGCCAGCAAGUGACCUGAACCAAUCAUUAUCAUUUUUAUGCAUUUCAAUUACAAGGUAAUCAUUGUAAUUGUGGAUUGUGAAAUGCUGCCAUCAGUUAUGUUGUGGAUCUCACAGGAAGCCUGUGCAAUAUUUUUGGAGUCUUUUUAGAAACUUCUGACCCCUACAAGAGAGACUAGUGUCUAAUUUCUCCCCAUGAUAUCAUCCUUGAAUCACACAUGAAGGUCAUGAGAAUAAAGGAAAUGAUUACCAUUACUCAAGAAGCUCUGGAUUGUUACACAAAUUCUCCCUGUCAAUGCCUUGGGAAAUGUAUGUGAAGCAGUAUGAAGAAUAUAUACACUGAUUUUAGGGUGUAGAGGAUUGAGAUAACCCUCCCAUGUUCUUGUGUUUUGAUUAGUAGACUUAUUUCCUAGGCUCUACUUUUAUAUCUGUGUUAUUAUCAUCAAAGAUGUAUCCUAACAGUGCAGCAGUUGGUUUAAGGUCCAAGUGUUUUUUUUGAUUAUAGAAAAUGUAUUUUAAAAUGAUUCAUCUUUACUGACUUCAGCCUGAGGAAUCAAUGUACAGUCGAACCAUUAUUAAGCAGUUACCCAUGGGGAAUGGCUGAGUGGUGGCAUUUUAGUACAGGUUGACCACUUAACACAGGUCCCACAGAUUAGGGGUAUUAUGAAAAACAAUAAACAAUGCCACUUUGUGUCAUAACUGACCACUAAAUGUACAGAAUCUUGCUCGUAAAAUACUAGUAACAGUAACUUACUUUGAUUUUGGAAGAGAAACAUGGAUUGAAAAUUACUUGAAGAAUUAUUCUUAGUUUUAAUUGAGUGCUCCCCCUUUCAGUGACCAUUCAAUACAGGUGGAGAAAAAUAUUAUUAAUGGUACUGCUUAAUGCAGGUUCAACUGUAUUUCUUAUUUUAUCCACAUGCAUAGCAUUGAAUUAAAUUAUGUAUCCUAAAGGAUUUUGAUUGAUAUACUUUUUAAAAAAAAACUGUUGUCCUUCUGCAGAUUUUGAGACCAGCUAUAAAAAGACUAGGUGUAGACUUUGAUUGUGAGAUUGUAAAAAGGUUAGUUGUCCACUUUAUAACUUGAGUUAAGGAAAUUUUUACAAAGGGCCUCUUCUCUUAUGCCAUCUAAUAAAUCAGAAAAACAUUUGACCCAAACUAAUGUGUUUGUUGUUGUUGUUUUUUUUUCUGUACAAGAGGUUAUUAUCCUAAAGGAGGAGGAGAAAUUCAUGUUACAGUAAACCCCGUCAAACAGUUGAAGCCAUUACAGUUACUACAAAGAGGAACAUUAUCCAAGAUUACAGGUUGUGCUUAUGUUGCAGGUGUUUUACCUUUCAAGGUUGGUAAAUUAUUUUUAAUAGCAGAAAACCCUGACUCAAGUAAGAAUUUGUGAGGUUGUUUUGUUGAAAGGAGGAAGUUAGGGGGUUCUGACAUAAUGAAGCUGUAGACAGUGAGGAUACAAUAAUUUUUAUUAAACGUAGCCUAAAGUUUCAAUUCUUCAAAUGGCUGUUUUGAUAGCUGUUAGCCAUCUCUUUAAAGAGUAGAGACGUUGUCCCAAAAUCCUCUGACUUUGUGCACUUGAACUUGAAUACAAAAGAACCCCUUAUGCAAUGACUUUCGGUUCAUUGAAGAGCGAGGGAAGUUUGGCAACCAUGUUUUGACAUUAAGUUAUCAUGUUCUCACAGGUGACUGGCUCUGUUUCAGUGGAAACAUGUCAUUUGACUUCUUUUGGUGGGCUUUCACAUUUGAUGGGCGGUGACUCAUGGCUAUUGAGAUUCUUUUACCAUUGCAAACAAGGAAGGUUGCCUGUGAGAACACCAUUACUUUACAUUUACAGUCAAAACCCCAUCACCAAACUUUUCAGCACAUUAUUCAACUGAUAAUUGUUCCUGACCAAUGACUAUUUUGAAUAUGAAAGCGAUCUUUGCAGUAAUGAGCACCACUUGACCAUUAUGUCAGCUCAGUUAGUAAAAUAAUGCCUGAAAAAAUUAAGGCCUUUACAGGAUUUGAACCCCUGACCUCUGCAAUGUUAGUGCAGUGCUCUACUAACUGAGCUAACAUUAUGACCAGCUCCCAGUUGGCUCACAUAAUAUUAUAAGAAUUUCCCUCAGGCCUUAUUUUCACUACUGCUCCUUCAAGUAGUCUUCAUUACUGCGAGGAUCACUGUCAUAUUCCCUUCUUUGUCUGCAGUUCACAUAUAUGAUUUUCAUAUAUUCACAGUUAUUAACUAUUUUACAUGUCAGACUUUUUGGUGUCCAAAUUGUUCCAGCUCACAGGUGAUUGAAACAGAAGUGCAUGUUUCAUCACUUUUUGUCACCCAAAUAACAAAGCUUAUUUUGAACCUUAAAUCCUAAUGUCAAAGUUUUGGUAUUUUCUGUCUAUGAAAGAACAGGGCCUUAGUUGGCUUAUCAAUAUGGUUGAUUUAAUCUUUGAAUUAAUAUCAGUAUCUGGGCAACUGCCCACCUACCCCUCCCCUAACCCAACAACAGUCAACUGAUAGCAAGUUAGGGUUAAUGUUGGGUUAGGGGAGGGGUAGGUAGGCAGUCACCUAGAUACUAGUAUUGGUCCAAAUUUUUUGAUAGAUGGCCCAGACUAUGGCUGAAGUGGCCCAUAAAAUGUUGAAGGAGAAGUACCCUGAUGUGCAGGAUAUUAAGAUAGAACCAGAUAAAGAACCUGGAGACAAGGCACAUGGAAGUGGAUCUGGAAUAAUGUAAUUCCUGUUAAUAAUUACUUACUUAAAUUAUUAGUGCUGGCACAGACUGUGAACAGAUAAUACUCCAUUCAAAAUUAUUUAUUUUUACCGAAGUCUUGCAGUUGUCUCAUUACUUUGGACCCUUGAGUUUCUAGGAGGAAUUGUAACUGUACUUAGUCCAGACAAUUAUUUUUAAAGAUGUUCAAAUGUCAUCGUCUUCAUUGUACACUUUGUACUCACAGACAUAGUAUACGUUUUAAGUGGAUGACAUACCAUAAAAGAAAAGAUUAUCAAGCCCCAAAUCACCCAAUGAGUUGAUUUUCCUCAUACUUAAAUUGCAAAUGUAACUAUUUUAGAAUUUAUUGAUAUUAAAUUUUUAGGCUUAUGGCUGAAUCCUCUACUGGAUGUAGAAUUGCUGGAUCAGCAAUUGGAAGGAAAGGUAAUUGCCCAUUCUGUACGUCAUAUGUAUAAUUAAGUGGUUAAAAUAUUCUCAGUUUUGAUUAUUAAUAACAAAUUAAGAAAACAAGCCCCAAACUUAGAUUGGUAGUUAUCACAGUAACAUUAACCCUUUAACUCUUAGAUCAAAUUUGUAAUUCUCCUUACUGUCAACCAUACAAUUCUUAUAAUGUUAGCACAGAGAAUUUAGUAUUUGGUCAAUUAAUUAUCCCCAAAUUGAUAUUUUUCUUAAUUCUCAUCACUUGUCAGCAUGAUAUUGUAUAGAUAUUGUAAGGAGAAAUUCUGUCUUGGUCACUCAUGGGAGUUGAAGGGUUUGCAAAACCCAAUAGACAGAAGAUAACACAUAUUCACCGGCAUAUAACACACUAAGAAAACUGACUAAUCAAUAUUGUAAGUUAAAUAAUAUUAUAUAAACCCCUGUGUAGAAGGUGUGUGACAGGUGUGAGGUCAGAGGUCACAGGGAUUCACCUUUCCCCUUUCCCAUGCUUCCCUUCAUUUGGUUUAGGUUACUCCCUGCUAUUUCCAUAGCAACUGAUGGUUUGUCUAAGAACCUGUAAUUUAAGAUCAAGGGAAGUGAUAUCUUGUUUCUUUUUCUAUGGUCAAGGUGUUUCUCCACAGGAGGUUGCAAGAAACGCAGUUGAGGAGCUGGCAAAUAAUCUUCAAUAUGACAGUUGUGUUGAUGAACAUCUUCAGGAUCAGGUUGAUUGUGUAGAAUUAUAAACAUAUACAUUUUACUUUGUAAUUCUAACAAUCCAAUUUAAGUAACUCUCCCUGCUGAUUGCCUCACAUUUCUUAUAAAUAAGAUAGGAGAAUUUAGUGUUUUAUCAAGAUAACAUCCUCCUACUGAUGAUCUUCUCUAUUCUCAUAACCUGUUCCCAAGGUGACAUAUUGGAAUCACAAGGAGAAGUUACAUGUUAAAAUCAUCUUUUAGAAUUUACAUGUUAGGGAAGUUCUACUGUUGCGUGCAUGUAAGUGUGAACAUGUGAUACUGAAACAUGAUCAAAUUUAGGUGUCAAACAGGGUAAGAUUGGUCACCAAGCAUUUGACAUUUUGAAGAUUGUAAUGCACUGUUUAUGACUGAUGAUUAUGUUCUGUGAUCCUCCAUUUCCAGCUGAUCAUAUUUAUGGCUUUAGCUGCUGGUCGUUCAUCUAUGAAAUGUGGACCACUCACUAUGCACACACAGACAGCUAUUCAUGUUGCUGAGAAAAUCAUGAAGGUAUGCUACUAUGGUGGCUUUUAAACUUGAGUGUUUUUUUAUGUCUCAGCAUUAAAAAGUGGUAACCAUUUAUGGCUGUUUCUAGAGUGAGCAGUGUGUGUGUAGAGGGACAGUGUUGUUAAACAUAUCAAGGCAGGCCUUAAGACUCGCAAGCAAGAUCUGAUAAUAAAUUAUCAUCUCUAGUUGCUGUAUACCUGUAGUUAAGGUGUGCAAGUGUAUGUGUGGAGGAACAGUGUUGUUUAACAUAUCAGGGCAGGCUUUGAGACUUGCAAGCAAGAUCUGAUUGUUAAUUCUCCCUUCUAGUUGCUAUACAUCUAUAGUUACUUGAUGUAACAUAGCAAUGAAAAUGUGGUGAGAGUGAUACAAUUUUCAAUCAGGUGUUAACCCCUUCACUCCCAAGAUUUCAUUAGUAAUUCUCCUUACUGUCUGCUACACAAUUCCUAUGAUGUUAGUUCUGAGAAAAUGGUAUUGAAUCAACUAAUUAUCCCUCAACUGAUAUUUUCUUGCUUGUCUGUUUAAUAUUGGAUUGAUUUGGUAAGCAGAAAUUCUUUCUUGGUCACUCGUGGGAGUUUAAGGGUUAAAAGUAGUCUGGGAUUGCAUUGGUUUUGGUUCACAGCCAUCUGCUAUUACUCCAGAAACUUUUAUUCCUUUCUAUAUAAACCAAUCACUAAAAAUAAAACCAAUUGGGACUUGGUCACAAGUAUUUUCCUGCAAGUCAGAUAGUUUGCCUAUUUAUACUUUAAGUUUUCAUUUGCUCCUAACCCUUUACACCCUAAUAUCAGUAUGCACAUUCUCCAUACUGUGCUCCAGACAUUUCCUACGGUGCUGACAAGAAGAAUUUGUUUACCAAUCAAGGACUUCUUUAGUUGGGGAUCAUUUCCUUAUUCUUGUGACCAUAUUGGGAUCAAUAUCAGUAUCUGGGCAACUGCCCACUUACCCUUCCCCUAACCCAACAUUAACCCUAACUUGUUAGCAAUUGACUGUUGUUGAGUUAGGGGAGGGGUAGGUGGGCACUUGCUCAGAUACUGAUAUUGAUCCCCAUAUUGUGUGAUUCAGGGGUGAUAUUGUAAGAAGCACUGAGAUUCUAGUCACUCCAAGAAGUCAAAGUGCUAGAGUUCUUCAAGAGAGACUAUUGGUAAACAAUAUCUAUCCACAGUUGAACUUGUAUUAAGGGGCAUUAUAUCAAGCAGUCACCCUAAGCAGUCACUUGUCAAAGUCCAAAAUUUUUUCUCCCUCAAUUACGGUAAUUUUCACAACUAGUAAGGGAUUGUGUUCACCUUUCAUUGAGGCUCCAUGGCCUGUUUGUAGUAUCCUUCACGUGUAUUUAAAACAUAGCGAGUAAAUUUGUCCAAUCAAAUUCAAUUGCAUGAGCAUGCUUCAUAUUCCUAUUGUGCACACUCAUGACGUCAGCAAACAAAUCCCUUGAGAAAAAAAAUUUUCCAUUGGAUUGAAAAUGUAAUAAAACAAUUGAUUCAUACAUGAGCUGUGCGUUCAUCGAGAUAUGAUGCACUAGGGAAGUUUGGAGAGCACUCAAGAAGCUAGAGUUGCUCUCGGCUAUGCCUCAAGCGACUCAUAUGCAUCUUUCAUGCUCUCCAAACUUCCCGCGUGCUUCAUAUCUCGAUGAACGCAUGCUGACGUAUCAACCAAUUGUUAAUGAACGGUCAUGUGAAGCUGAGCCACUCAUUCAAAUAAAACUAAGAAUAAUCUUUCAAAUAAAAUUAAAUCCAUGUUUCUCUCUCAAAAAUCAAAGCUAGAAGACAAGUGUUUUUGAGCAAAUUUUUUAACAUUAAAGUAGUCGAUUAUGGCAUAAAAUGGCAGUUUUUGUUGUUUUUUAGCAUUACCCUUAUUCUGUAAAACCUGUAUUAAGUGGUCACCCCACCACUCCCUGUGGAUGACUGCUUAAUACAGUUUGGACUGUACUAUUUUGUUUCUUGAUCAAAAUUUUAAAGGUUUUGUUUUUCUUUCAGGCAAAGUUCAAGGUGCAGCAGAUGCCUGAUGAGAAAGAAUGCAUUAUUGAAUGCGAAGGAAUAGGUUUAAAAAACCCACAUUUAUAACAAUUAGACCUUCCUCAGCUUGUAAAUAUUAAUAAAGAAUCACUAAUGAAUAAAUUAUUGAGGAAUAAAUAAUGUAUCUGUACCUGGUGGUAUGAGAUGUGAUUGUCUACCUGAAAUAAAUACUUAACCCUUUCACUCCCAAGAUCUAAUUAGU
Molecule: messenger RNA, 9222 nt
Organism: Pocillopora meandrina
Lineage: Eukaryota; Metazoa; Cnidaria; Anthozoa; Scleractinia; Pocilloporidae
Source: the annotation of a GenBank genome assembly